This is a messenger RNA of Stegastes partitus (bicolor damselfish), 4073 nucleotides long. RefSeq names its product endosulfine alpha b (gene ensab). The record is from RefSeq and is a predicted model, not a curated record. Gene Ontology annotation, molecular function: protein phosphatase inhibitor activity. Lineage: Eukaryota; Metazoa; Chordata; Actinopteri; Pomacentridae. Gene Ontology annotation, cellular component: cytoplasm.
UGAUGUCACAUCUCGUUACGCCAUUUUUGUUGGGGAGCAGUCGUGUUCAGAAAAGCAGGAUUAGAUUCAGUACAGGUACAUCAAACGACACCUCCUGUAAACAUCUCUUUGAGUUCUUGCAAACGGGACACCUGCCUGUCCACCACGCUCACACAAUGUCUUCAGAAAACCUGGACUCGGACACUCAAGUGGACUACGAAGACGAAAAACAGGACUCCCAGGAAAAGAAUGCGAACCCAGUGAAGGCAGAGGAGGCCAAGCUGAAGGCCAAGUACCCCGGCCUCGGCCAGAAGCCCGGCGGCUCAGACUUCUUGAUGAAGAGACUACAGAAAGGACAAAAGUACUUCGACUCGGGGGACUACAACAUGGCCAAGGCCAAGAUGAAGAACAAGCAGCUUCCUGUGGCGGGACCCGACAAGAACCUGGUGACCGGCGACCACAUCCCCACGCCGCAGGAUCUGCCCCAGAGGAAGUCCUCCUUGGUGACCAGCAAGCUAGCUGGCUAGCCUUCAUCGUCCCAGAAGCGCCCUCUACCCCCCUGGGACUCCCGGCUAACGUCCCUUCACCACCUCACUUGUGUCCCAAAUAUGUCCGACCUCCUCCUCCCCCCUUUUUCCCUUUUCAUCCCCAGGCACCACUGGCUUUAACAUAUCGGGCAGAGUUGUAUAAGUUGAAACUCCAUUUGCUUGUAUGUGGGCGGGGCGGGGUGGGAGGGACGGAGGCUUAGGCGGCCUGAAAGGUUGCAGCCUUCCUCGCCUUCCUACCACGCACAGCUCUGCCCCCUCUGCACACUCUGCUCUACCGCCUCCCUUAUAUCUUGGUUUUCAGUGUUCCAAGAUGCAUUACAGUAGGUGUGUGUCAUCGGGCAGGGGUUGGAUGGGGUGAGUUAAUGCACUUUGUAUUCUGUAUAGUAUGUUUUUUUUUUGUUUUUUUUUUCUUUUGCAUCCUGAAUGACACCAAAACAAUGUGUGUAAGGGAGUUAGGAACCAUGAUCGCGGCGUGCUCUUUGAUCUUCACGUUCCCUUUCUAUGCUGGUGGCUGGCUUCAGCGUGAGGGGUUGGAAGAUGUAUGUGAAUAGUUGCUUGCAUACCAAAUCUGUGAGGGGCAGCUGCCUAGUUUAAGAGAUGCUUACAAUUCACUGACACCCUGUUGGGAAAUGAAUGGAGGGUUCCUUGCAUCUUUUUUUUUUUUUUUUUUUGGUCAAAUAUAACCUGAUGCUAACUGCUGCAGCUCAGCCAAAUGGGGAUUUUAAAAAACGUAUUUGUUUUUUGUUCUCCUUUGCUAACGUUGCUUUAAUUUCAUACUCCCUUUGCUCCUGUUCUCUCUAAAUAUGCUGCAUGAUUGUAACAAAGAAGAAAGAAAUUUAAUAUGUUUUUUUUUAACAGGAGGGGAGCAUCUGCUUAGUGGUGAGAAGUAUCAAAGCAUACACACUAAAUCCUAAAGCGUCCACGGUCACAGUUCCUUCCUUUUUUUUUUGCUUUUUGCUGUCCUGACAAUCCAUGUGCACACGCUCCUGUUAGCGGCCCAGGGCGAGAACCAGCUGAGUAUAUCCUCGUAUUAUUUUUAAAGGCUGGGAACCCUGCCAGUCUCUGAGCUCGGCCUUAGUUUGGUUGCUGUUGAGUUGCAUCAAGACGUGUGUUUACUAUGAGCCUAAAAAGAUUUGUGGGGGGAUAGAAGCACCCUGCAUAGAGUAUAUGCUUCUGUAAAUAAUAGUCAAACAAGCACGUAAUUCGUGAUAAGCUUGGCGCUUUGAGGACCAGACCAGCUAGCAUGCCUGAGAGAAAUGGUAGUGCUAAAUCGACUCACUUGGGAUUACAUCCUGGGAUUUCUGGCUUGGAUUUUUUAUUUUUUUUUGCUUUAACAACUGAGCCAAACUCCACACUGCAGCUAUCAGGCACAGAGACUGUGGAUACGCUUGUCUUUUCAAUGUGACUGUUAGCAUCUAACCAUCCGACCUACACCGCAGCCGGAGCCGAUCUGGUUGAUUAUACAUAGAGUGCAGCGAUCAUACAGAUGUCUUACUUCCUUGCCAUCUCUGAAACACUUCUCCAAACACAUACCUAUUAGUUGAUUGCAUUCAAAGACGACAUUGAGAAGACAACGGUAACCGCAGUUCAUCGCCUUCAUAGUUCUGUCCCGCAGCGGCACAUGUGCAGAUACAAUUUUUUUGUAGACGUUUGGGACCGACCAAAAGAAUGACUUAUUCUGACGUUGAUUUCUAGUUUUGUGCAGGAGAUUGUUCUCUCCAUGUUUUAACACUUUCAGAAUAUAUCACAGUCAGACAUAGUGGUUCCCUUGACAACUUGCAUUCUUCACAUUAUGAAACACUAACUUUAGUAAAAAUAAUUCUACUACUUGACUUCCCUAAAACCUCAGCUGGAGUAAAGUCCUGCUUUUGCUACCAGCGCCACACACAAAUAAAAGUUUCUUCUUCCCAAACUGACACACUACACAGACUGAUCCUUGAUCUCAGGGGUGUCAGAGGGUAAACAGCUCACAGACUGAUAAGCAGAGCUCCGAAGAGCAUCAUCUCGGGCUUAAAGUGGGACAUGGCGUGUCUGCAGGAGCGCUCACUCCAACACUUGGCAAAGCAGAGAGAGAUUUUAUAACAUGAUGAGGGGGGCAAAGUGUGAGCGUGUGCUCUGCGCUCCGGUCCCACCUGUUCCUGUGGUUCAAACCUUCUGAAACAGGCCAAUGGCGCAAUCACCAAAUCUCCAGACUUUGAAUGUGUGCCCCCCCUUCGCACAUUCAAGAAUCUGAAUUGGAUGCCGGCACUCACUGAGAAUCAGUGUCUAUUAACUACUUCAGGGAACCUUCACAUGCGCACACUCCACCACAUAGGCUAGGUGACAGGGUGCAUGCACCAUCACAUUCUCAACCUCACUUGUUUUUCAUUGAGACUUUAAAAUGUGUCAAAUUUGCAGUGGGUGAACGAGAACUGAGCUGUACGUAUGUGCUUGUUGUGGUGUUGUAUGAAUGCACUGCUUUUUCUUUGUUCCAACUAUUGUAAAUAGACUUCAGCAGGAAAUGAUUUUUUUUUGUUGUUGUUGUUGUUGUUUCCCACCUGCUUUUCACUCUUUCAAAAGCCUGAGCUAUUUCUGAUUCAAUGGUUCCUCUCUCUCCUUUCAGUUCGUCACUACUUCUGCCGUAUCUUUAGUGUAUCGCAGAGGCUACGUGAAUCUGUAUCAUAUGAAAAUAUGUGUAAAUGCUGCUGAUUUCAAAGACAAAUCUAAGAGAUGAGACCCUGUAAAGAACACCUGUCCUCUUGGUUCUACCAGUCCAGCUCUCUUGUCCUUAAGUAUCUCAGUGCUAUAGCUCCUGUGGAAAAGUCGGUUUGCUUUCAGACUGUGUUGUGUAAAUUCCAAAAAAAAAAAAAACAACUACAUUUUAAGUGCAUUGUUAGAUUCGAUCCAACUUUUGGUCUUGCCAUAACUUCAAAAGGUGAAGCCUGAAAUGUCACUUUAAGGAUGGACUCUGUCGCGUUAUGUUGUGUUUAACAGCCUACGUUUUCCUGCUUUAAGAAGAUUGCUUAAAAAGAUAUGGGUGAAUAUGAAACGACAGUGGACAGGGGGUUCUCGAACGCUACUUGAUAUUCAUUCGGCUUGGCACGGAGCGGUUCGACGAGAGGGAAUAGCAGGGUAUGUCUCAGACCCGACACACAGGGUGUCUCUCGUUCAGCUACGACGAUUACGUGCCAGAAUGUAUAAAGAAAUGACAGGCUGUGUGCUCUGAAGUACUUUUGUGCUGCUUUUACCUUAUCUGUUUUCUUGUUUUGCAAGUAAAUGUUUCUUUUUUUUUUCUUUUUCUUGUGUUCUCUUAUUGCAUAAUUAAUGUAUUUCAUCCUGGCCCAAGAUAACUGCAGGGAAAUCAGAGGCACCCUUGCUUCCAAGUUAAAAAAAUAAAAUAAAGGAAAAAAAAAAAAAAGGGUUUACAUGAUAAAGAAGAUUACUGGAGAACACAGGAAUGAUUUUAAGACUUCGGAAAGUACAGGGGUACUUGGAAUGUUUCAGUUGUGUGGGAGUAGGUGAGAGGAUUUUUGUCAGUAUUUGAAAUAAACUUUUACAUUAAUAAGA